Capsella rubella is the source of this 1200-nucleotide messenger RNA. RefSeq names its product putative F-box protein At3g23420. The record is from RefSeq and is a predicted model, not a curated record. Lineage: Eukaryota; Viridiplantae; Streptophyta; Magnoliopsida; Brassicales; Brassicaceae. Gene Ontology annotation, molecular function: protein binding. The transcript has a single exon. Bases 1 to 1128 code for a protein of 375 amino acids.
AUGUCUAAUCUUCCAAGAGACUUGGUUGAAGAGAUCCUCUCUAGGGUUCCGGUGAAAUAUCGAAGAGCGGUUCGAUUUACUUGCAAAACGUGGAACACUUUAACUAAAGAUGAUAGCUUUGUGAAGAAACAUGUUGGCCAAGCAAAACUAGCAUCAGCUAAGACAAAAGAGUUCAUGGUGAUCAUGACAAUGGGUUUUAGGGUUUAUUUGACGAGUGUGAAUCUCCACAGCAACGUUAUAAAGCAUGAAGCUAAGUUUACUAGCCUAGACGAUUCAGAUGUAUUAGAUGUAGUUAGAGUCAUUCAUUGUGAUGGUUUGUUGUUAUACAUCACGAAAGGCAGUAGUAAGCUUGUGGUUUGGAACCCUUAUUGUGGACAACCCCGGUGGAUCGAAUUCGAGCCUAGUUUCAACCGAACGGGCAUAUAUUUGUAUGCUCUAGGUUAUGAGAAGCACAUAAAUUGUUGCGACAGCCACAAAAUCUUGAGAUUUAGUAAUUUUUUUUACAAAUUAAAAGAGUUCAAAAUCUAUGAUUUUAACUCUGAUAAAUGGAGGGUUCUUGAUGUCACACCAGACGAGAAGAUUCGUAUACCUUAUCACAGUCGCGGUGUCUCUCUUAAAGGAAAUACAUACUGGUUUGCAGAAACAAGAGAUGGACACGAUUGUCUCAUACUCUCAUUUGAUUUCACAAGAGAGAGAUUUUGGCUGCCUUUGUCUAUGCCAUUUAAGUAUUGGAAACCUGAAGAUCUUGUUACUCUAUCGAGUGUUAGAGAUGAGCAACUUGCGGUUUUACAUCAGCGAAGUGACACAUUCAUGAUGGAGUUUUGGAUUACGACUAAGAUUGAGCCCAACAUGGUGUCAUGGAAUACCAAGUUGUUCUUAGCAGUAAAUAUGGUGAGACCACAUAGUCACUUUGGCCUUGGGUUUACAUUUAUGUCUCUGAGUUUCUUCAUUAACGAGGAGAAGAAAGCCGCAUUGGUUUUCAGUAAAGACCAAGGAGUUUCCCCUACUCGCGACAUAGCGUACAUUGUUGGAAUGGAUGGAACCUUGAAAGAAGCAUAUCUCUGUGUACAUGAAAAAUAUCGUUACCCACUUGCAUGUUCUUAUGUUCCAAGUUUAGUACAACUUUAGUAAGUUCAUUUUACAAUAAAUACCUAUAAUUAAUAAUCUACUUAUUUGGUCUGAUAUGGGUCGCAUUUUUGA